Molecule: messenger RNA, 2265 nt
Organism: Sycon ciliatum
Lineage: Eukaryota; Metazoa; Porifera; Calcarea; Leucosolenida; Sycettidae
Product: hypoxia-inducible factor 1-alpha inhibitor-like
Exons: 3
Molecular function (GO): 2-oxoglutarate-dependent dioxygenase activity
Source: RefSeq, a predicted model, not a curated record
GCUGCAUCCACGAUCUCCAAAGCUGAACCUGUUGUCCUGCAAGGGUCCAGCGUUACAAAGUGGAGAGCACAACAAUGGUCAUUAGAUUACAUAGCCAGGAAAGCGAAAGGACCCGUUCACAACAUCUACGAGAAUAACAACCGUUGGUUUGGGCCAUACUUUGAUGGGAGAAAGCCACUGCUUCCCUAUGCUCGCCAUCCUAAUCCCUACCGGACCAACUUGACUCUGCCGGUGCGGACAUUGAUGUCUCGACUGGGCAACACACAGCAGAAAACAUCCACGGCAGCGUCUUGGGUGUACUUUAGCGGUCCACUGGAGGAACUGGGAGCUUGGACGGCUGAAGAAGUAGAACCGUUGGAUGAGUUGCUGUCACCCAAUCCGGCCGUGUCUUCCGUCAACGUCUGGAUGGGUCCGCCGAACGUGAUAGCGCACUGCCACUACGACGGCUACCACAACUUCUAUGCACAGCUCAGCGGGCGCAAGCGCUUUUGGCUGGCGCGUCCACGCGCCUGGCCACAGCUGCUUACAUCACCAUUCUUGCAUCCAAUGCAUGCACAGUGCCAGGUGAAUCUCAGCACACCACUGACACCUACAUGUGCCGGCGGCGGCAGUGCUAGCAAGGAAGGUGCCGGUGCGGAUGCCGAUAUCGGUGACGACGACGACGACGUGGAGAUUCUCGAGGUGGUGCUGGAUCCUGGCGACCUGCUGUACAUCCCCCCGCUCUGGUUCCACCAUGUGGAGUCCAUCGACACGAGUAUUUCAGUCAAUGUCUGGACUGACUCCAUGCAAUCAACAACGGCAUUGACUAUGUUCGAAACACCAAUCCCUGGCUCAGAUCUCAUCUCGUCCUGGGAUGCUCAGCAGCGUGCUCUUGCUGCAACUAUGGCUGCUCACUCCAUGCUCGAAGUUGUUUGCAGCACUGGCAGUUGCUCCACAGCAGGCGAUAAGCCACCACUGUACAGGAAGCUUGCUGCACGCCACUUUCUCAUGACUGUAUUCAGUGCGCGCUACCAGCCAAUGCUGACGAGUGGAUUGCUGCUACCUCCGGAGCACGAAUGGAGUAGUCCGCUGUGCGAUGGUGGUGCCAAUGUCACUGAGCUUGCUCGCGAGGCGAUUGGCGCGAGCUAUGCUGAGUUUAGUGAGGAGGUUAGCACGUUCUCCAGGUCGGUGUUGAGCACCGUGAGCAAGCUGCCUUCAGAGACGGUCACCGUGUGGCUGGGCAACUAUGUGGAGUUUCUUGGUGCACAGUAUGUGCAGCCGGAGCACAUUGCACACUGGCUGCGAGAUGCCAGUGAGUGCCUGUAAGGCUAAUGAGUAAUGACCCGCGGCGCCUUAGCUGCUACCAUCAGAGAAUAGGUAAACGUAGUAAAUUGCUGGAAAUUAACAAAUUUUAGCUGGCAAAAAACAGCUCCUAGUACCAGCCAACUUCGGUCAUUUGAGCCUUUCUGAGAAGAAAUUGGUUGAUUGUGUUUGUUGUUACGUGCAGUCAUGGCCCAAGCAUGCUGUAUUUGGUACUAUUUGGAUUUUGUGACAACUUUUGGUUUGCAUUUUUCUUUGGGUCAGCUGGCACCAAUUAGCGGAAUUCAAUAGACGCCAAAAUCACAGAGGCAAUAUGCUUUGGUUCUGCAAGAGUGCUCAAUGCCUGAUUCAGGCAGAGCGGCGUACACAAAGGCACACAAUAGACGCCAAAAUCAUAAGUUCUUGAUCUACAGUACAACUUCCAGGUUACCAUGCUAUGCAGAUGAUGAUGCCAUGCCGGGAUAUUAUUUACUGACUAGAGGCUGGAAGGAAGUGCAUGUUCACCCAACUACCGGUACAUGUACAGGUUUCUGGCACAGCACACCGGGACUUGGUGGUUUCGUUUACACAAUGCGUCCGAUAUGGUGUUUGGGACUGUUUGCAUCACCAGCGAGCUAGGUGUGUAUGUAUCAGCACAUGUCGCUACUCAUUCUGACUGCAUGUCAGGAUGUCCAGUGGUGUCACGGUGUGUUUGUCUAGCCUAUCUGAUGUUGACUUUCCAAGCUCGACCCUCAGUAGUGACUUUAGCGCUGUUUCUAUAGUACUGUAUGGGUGUGUGGUAAUGGACGUUUCGUACUGCCAAUACUAGUGCACUGAGUUUGAUUCUUGAUUGCUUUCUGAGUUGGCUUGAUUGUAUGCAACUUACUUACUUCCUUACUUUACAUUUACUAACUUGAUUUGACUGGAAUUUGGCACUAACAAUGGACUUCCAACACAAAACUGCUAUGCCAAGUGCCAAGCCUCGGA